Funneliformis geosporum is the source of this 270-nucleotide messenger RNA. Lineage: Eukaryota; Fungi; Glomeromycota; Glomeromycetes; Glomerales; Glomeraceae. The record is from the annotation of a GenBank genome assembly.
AUGAACGAGUUGCAACUUUGCCAACGUAAUUCAGAUAAAAUCGAAUUGCUAACGGAACAAAUAAAAUCAUUACUCGCAGAGCGUGACAAAUAUCAGGAUCAAUAUCUUAAGAUUCAUCAAGUAAAUUAUGAACUUAAUGUAAAAAAUAUCGAAAAAGAUAAACAACUUGAAGAUAUUUUGGAAUCAAUUCGUAAAAAAGGUUAUAAUUUUUCAUUUUUUAGUUUAAUCAAACCUGAAUCUAACGCAUCAAAAAAAAAGAAAGCGGAGCGG